UUAUACUUCCUGUGAAUAUUUCAAAUGAAUAGUAUUUCUAUAGGCUAAAUAGGCCUAUAUAGCCUAUUUACUUUUUACCACCGUACUGAAAUAUGCAGGCCUAUCGCAUGUGUAUCCUUGUGCAAAGUUCAUCAAGUCCGACACAAUAUUGUGUGGUGUGCUGGCGUUGCUUACAAUUAAGAUUUCAUAGCUUCACUUCAGGUAUGGCUGUCAGACUGCAGCGCUUGUCAUUGGAAAGUGAGAAAAGUGACAGAAUAGUGCAAACCCUGUGUGUCAGCUCGCUCAGAGGGCUUAACCCUUACUUGACCGCAGUCGCAGUCUUGUCCUUACCAUAAAGCACCACAAGAGCGAGACAUCGUCAAGGACACAGAGACUGCCUACAGUUAACAGGUUGGCUCAAACCCAGUCAACACAGGCCGUUCUCUCUGAUGUUAGAGGUAGUGACAGCAAAUACUUACAGAAAAAAGUUGUCAAGAUUGGCUAUAGAGGGUGCGUUUGUGUCGUUUGUUUGCAUUCUGCUGGUAGCCCUAAGGUAAACAACUGUUAAACUAUUCCAGACUAAAGCUGGAAGAGAUGCAUCCACGUCCUGCGUCUAUUGUUUAUGGGUUUUCACGACUUCUGCUUCCCAUGCACUUUCAACACUGUAGAAUGCACCCUUUAGGCCUAUUUAUUUUGCAUUUAUUACAUUUACAAAAGGUAAAACUUUCGAGCCCACACUGGCUCCCCUACCGAACUGACUCUGGUUACUGAGACAUGACGCACACAUCAAUACCAUUAGAUGGAAACAAUGUUCCCUUAGUUUUACAAGGAUACAUUUUACACCGUAGUCGUGCUGACAUCAUGAGAUGUAGCUAGGUACAAGGAAUCAACCUGUGGAGGAAAUAAUGUUAAAAUGCUUGGCUGCAUUCAAGUUCUUUCGGAAAUAUCGCAAUUUAACAAGGAGCGCGAGCCAGCAAAGUGGUAGCCUAAAUGGGAAACCGGCUCAUGCCUUGCUGUCGAGAUGUGACGUCAAGUCAUUGAGACCCCUGAACCCGUUUCAAUAACGUUAAAGUAAUGUAUUUCAUGAUUAUGUCAUUCGCUGAGUGUCAGUUAUCAACUCGUUUAUCAACUUCUGCAGCAGCACAAAGCCCCUGCCUGUUUGAUCCCCCCACUCCCCCACAACUGUGUUAUUAUUCCCCACCAUGUGGCUACAGUCACGACGAACACCAGCCUAUCGGAAUUUCGGCUCCUGUCGUUAACUCUGUGAAGGCAGCGUCUCAAGUCAUCGCUCCGUUGGCUGACAGACUCGCCAUUCACCAACCUCGGCCCGCCCAGCAGCAUUUAGAGCGGCAUGGCAACGGCGAGGAGACGGGGGGGAGAAGGUGUGGUGUGGGGUAACAGUCUAACCGGACCAGAGAGAGAGAGCGAGAGAGAGCAGCACUAUUUUCACUCCUCUUACUGACUGAAGAAACGCACCGUGUGGUAGGCUACCCCGGCCAGCCGCGCUCACACACUAACAAAACGAUGCACCGCCGCCGCUUCGCACAGUCAAUGCCGCUGACCAGGUGUUGGACCAAAGAACAGGGCCGUCGUUAACGAGACAGAAGAUCAAACUUGUAUGUAUGUGCUGUGCGCCCUUCUCCCUGGUCCCGUACACAGACGAUCGAGAAGAUGCUGAGCAGACUGAUGAGCAGCAGCAUCAGGAGUCUGGACAGGGAAUGCAACUGCACUGUGAGGCUGCUGGACGAUUCGGAGUACACCUGCACGAUUCAGCGGGAUGCCAAGGGACAGUACCUAUUCGACCUCAUCUGCCACCAUCUCAACUUGCUGGAGAAAGACUACUUUGGCAUAAGAUAUGUUGACCCAGACAAGCAGAGGCAUUGGUUGGAGUUUACAAAGUCAAUUGCCAAACAAAUGAAAUCCCAGCCUCCAUUCACCAUGUGUCUACGUGUCAAGUUUUACCCGCCCGACCCUGCCGCCCUAAAAGAGGAAAUCACCAGAUAUCUCGUCUUCCUGCAGGUUAAGAGGGACCUCUACCAUGGUCGCCUCCUGUGCAAGACAUCAGAUGCUGCUCUUUUGGCUGCCUACAUAUUACAAGCUGAAAUUGGUGACUACGACCCUGGCAAACACCCAGAGGGCUACAGCUCCAAGUUCCAGUUCUUCCCCAAGCACUCAGAGAAAUUGGAGCGGCGGAUUGCUGAGAUCCACAAGACUGAGCUGAUAGGUCAGAGUCCUGAAACAUCAGAGCUCAACUUCCUCCAGAAGGCUCAGAUGCUGGAGACGUACGGAGUGGACCCUCAUCCAUGCAAGGAUGUGUCUGGCAACCCAGCUUUUCUGGCUUUUACUCCUUUUGGAUUCACUGUGCUGCAAGGAAACAGGAGGGUCCAUUUCCUCAAAUGGGAGGAGGUGACCAAACUCAAGUUUGAAGCAAAGACAUUCCAUAUAUAUGCAAAUCAGAAGGAGGAUAAGAAGAUCAUACUGACAUACUUUGCACCUACACCGGAGGCCUGUAAGCAUUUGUGGAAGUGUGGAGUCGAGAAUCAGGCCUUCUACAAGCUGGAGAAGUCGAGUCAAGUUCGCACUGUGUCAAGUAGUAAUCUAUUCUUCAAGGGCAGUCGCUUUAGAUACAGUGGAAAGGUUGCAAAAGAAGUAAUGGAACAAAGUGCCAAAAUCAAGAGAGACCCCCCUGAGAUACACAGGGCUGGUAUGGUGCCGAGCAGGAGCUGUCCAUCCAUCACCCAUGGCCCUCGUUUGACAAGUGUGCCCAGGACCCGACGGCGAGCUGUGCACAUCUCCAUCAUGGAGGGUCUGGAGUCCCUUCGAGACAGCGCCCACUCCACGCCUGUGCGCUCCGUCUCCCAUGGGGACUCCUUUAUGUCUUCUCGGGGCCACAUGGUGGACGGCAGUGAGGCAAGCACGUCUGCAAUCAUCUCUGACGAGGCCUACAGCCCUUCGGACAGCGUGCUGCCCACACCUGUGGCCGAACACGGGAUGGAGAUGCCAUUGGCUCGUCACCUCAAUGGAGCUCCCCGCAGCAUCGAUGAGGAGAAGGAGCCAGAUGCAGGUGCAUCGAAGGAGAGGCAAGCAGGGGCUUGCACUUCCGGCAGGAGAGGACUGCGUAUGAUCAGGAGCAGGCCAUCACCACCAAGCGAUGUAGAGGAGCUGAACAAGUUCAUCCUGAGCGUGUUACGGCUGUUCCUCGUUACCAUCGGACUGCUGUUCGCCCUGCUGCUGCUCCUCAUCAUGCUGACAGAGUCAGACUUGGACAUUGCCUUCCUGAGAGACAUCCGCAAGACACCUGAAUUCCAGCAGUUCCACUUUGAAUACUUCUGCCCUCUGCGGCGCUGGUUCGCCUGUAAGUUACGAUGGAUGGGAGGUUUUCUCAUCAGCAAGUGAAGCAAAGUGAAAGAUGCAGAAACUGAAUGACACAACACAGGGGACACACACACACAGACGGUGGGACGGCAGCCCUAUUCUGAUUAUCAAGUCAGCUUCUCCCAGGAAGGAGUUCCUGUCACAAGCCACGUACUGUCCCCUGAUGGGCCUUGUUUGUUUGACCAUCACUGCGAGGAAAGGAAAUCACAUUUUACUUUGGUAAUUCAGGUCAUUUCAAGGUAUUUUAUUUUUUACACAGUCACAGUAACAGGGUUUAAUUUAAACACCGAAAGGGACAAGCAAGUCUGAAAGACUUCACCUAUUCAACCACAGAAAAUAGUUGCCUUUAUUUUUGUAUUAAUUUAUAUGUUGCAACAUCAUUGUAAGGCAGAAUGACCUGAUGUGUGGGGUGUGUUUUGUGUGACCUGAGAGUUUGAGUAAAGUUUUGAGAGAAGAUGAGAUGGGGGCCCAUUCUAGCUCAUCUAAUUUUCAUAGUUCAAACCAAUAGUAACAUUCAUUAUGAUGAAAUGUUACUAUGGUCGCUGCUUUGAGAUUGUAAAGUUGAGUUGUACCAGUAUCUGAGGGUUAGAGAAAGUGUGAUAUGGAAAACUAAGCAGUAAUGAAUGUAGAUCAAUCCUGAGACAAAUAAUAUUUGCAAAUAUUAAAGUUUUCUAAAAUGGAAUUGGCCAUGUAGAGGGACACAUGUGAGUGUUAAAACACAGGAAAGAGUUGCAAAAAUAAUAAAUGCACCUUUGAAUGAUGGACAACUUUCCUGAAUUGUCCUGAUGUGUUAUACAACCCAACAUCUAGUAUAUUGAAUUUAAACAAAUGCUAAAAAUGUGUUGCAGUAUGUAUUUGACUCAGGAGUGAUGUUGCUGCUGAUCUGUUGGCUUGAAUCAUUGUUACUGUUAUAACAAUAUGUGGCCGGACGUCCAUUAACAGUGUUCUCACGUUACCGUUUCUGUCCAGCUGUUAGAGCACCGAUAAAGUUUUGUCAUCCAGUGACUAUAUAUUAAGGAUAAAUUGUAAGGACAUAAGUAAGUAAUGGAGGAGGUAGGUUUACUGAUUUUAUACCAUAGCAGCCAAAUAAUGCUACUAGCUACAAUCAACUUCUGUGUGUAAGGAGCAGUUGUCACUUUGCUGUAGUUACUUUUACAGUAGUUGUAAAGGUGAUGGGACUAUUUGAGUUAGUCCUGUAGUGAUAGUGAAGUGUUUGGUUAGCUCUUUGCCUCCCACACUCUGUAGAUGGAGUUUAUCUUGAUGUGCAAUACUGUUAAUAUAAAAAAACCAACAAGAUCCUUUCCAUUAAGGGAAAUCUGACCUUGUUUUACCUUUGUAAAGUGCAAAAACUAGUGCUAUUUUCCCCACAGUACCCGAUUAAGAGAGCUUGUUGUAAGUUCACAUGUUGAGUGAAGGUCAUUUAACUUUGUUUAGUCCUGCUGUGUUCAAAUUUAUGCAUUUAUCUGUGAAGGCUGAAUAUAUUUAAAUCAUGUUUCCAUUUUUGUACAAACUGAUGUCUUGUUAACACAUGGAUAUUUUCCUCACUCAGUGACUUUUAAUGGACUUGAAGCAUUUUUUUUUUUUUUUUUUUACAGUAGAUACAUAGUUUUCAGCCCUGCUUACAAGACAGCCUAAGUAAGUCAUGUUUAUGUCCUACUGUAAUCUUCAUUAUCACACCUACCAAAGAAACCUCUGUUGUCUGAUAUUCAGUCAGUUUGUGUCAACAGAUGAAAACUCUGAUAGUCUGCUGUCCUUCACCAGCCUUAUUACAUACGUGCUAUUUCACAGGUUAGCCUGCAGUGCGUCUUUACAGCACAGAGCCAGUCAGUUUGUGACAGUUAACAAUUGCUCCUCUUAAGUAUCCUACAAGUAGUUGGUUAGGAAGUGUAUGUGCUGUGUAUCAGUGGUAAUUACAGGCUGAUCAGCAACAUUAUACCUUAAAAAAUUAUGUUUUAUGCAACCAGAGAUGGUUUGGGAAAGUGAUUUGCUGAAAGGUUUAGGAUGUGCAGGUGUUUGGAAAGUUGAUGUAUUAAUAUUCAAAUCCUUCCUAAAGAAAUCCACAGGUUGAAAGUUAACAUGAACAUAGUACUCAGAAUCCCUGUAGUAUUAAAUAUCUAGGCUUAAAAUAUAGAUUCGCUUUUGCACAGUAUUGAUAUUUUCAAGAUCAGAUACCCUCAUAUUUUGUGGUUUGUUUUCAGACUUGAUAAAUUACAGAUGUAUUUGCUUUAAUUCAGAUGCGCUCUGUGGUUUUGAUUGAUGUGUUAGUUCAUGUGCGGAGAAAAAAAAAGGCCAGUCCAAGCAGAAAAUUAACUUUUACUUAUCUAUACCUAUCAUUUGUACUUUAUAGUCCCAAUUUAGAUUCAUGGUAUGAAAAACUUUACUACAUAAUUUGAGCAAUAAAUAUUAAAGAUAAUGUAAUGAAUAUUAACCAUAAACUGCAAACUAAUAUUUGUCUGUCUGCUAGACAUGCUGUUUGGUUGUUGCCUAAUCCUUGACUCAAGUUAUUGAAACCGAGUAGAAGCAAGUUUUCUUGUGAAAGUACAUGUAAAUGACGUGAACACAUCAGACAGUUGAUCCAUUUUCAAUUGACUCUGAACAGGUUUGGAGGAGCAAUUUGUAUUUUAAUUCUAACAGCAUAAGUAGCAUAUUCAACUACCUGAAUAUUUCUUUUUGCAACAGCUCAAUAUAUAUUUUUUGGAUUGCUAAAAUCUGUUUCAUAUCACUUGGACUGGCAUAGUGACAAAGAUUGGUCACAGUUGUUUUGACAGGCAACACUUGUACGCAUUUUACUGCAUCAUGUAAACAGGAAAAGGCCUCAGAUGUGGUCUUAGUGUAAGCUUCCUUCCUGUACCAUAUCCCUGCACAUGGAUAUGUCUGUAAGCAUGUGUUCUGCAUUUAUUACCUCCAAACAAGACUGCUUAUUUCCAAUCACUGACUGAGGACUGGUGUGCUCUAUUUAUGAAUAAAUAUAAUCUAUUCUUGACAUCUGGCAGCUAGUCUGGCUACAAGUUCAAUCUUGAGUUCACAGAAGAAACAAACAGUCAGCAUGGUAACCCAGAUGAGCAGCUUAUGACAUUUUUCAGGAUCCAUGCUUGAAUGCAAUUGACUGUAGUCAAUGCUGCCAUCUUAAGGUGGCAAUAAUACUGCCACUGCUGAAAUUAAGCAUUCACACUCAGAAUGUUUAGUAUAAAACUUUCUCAAUUUAUUAGAUUUGCUUUAUGAAAAACAUAAAAAAAGGAAAUUAACCAUCAAUUGUAAAACAGCAGCACAAAUGGUGUUGCUGUUUAGAAUUCCCUGCUCCACAAACAAACAGAGGGAACCCAUUUUAGAAAUUGCUUGGGUUCUGUAAAACAUUUGGAGUAUAACGCAUUGCAAAUAUCAGAGCAGAAAAGUAAACAGCAGCAAGCGAGUGAAAAACACAAACUUUUGGCCAGAUUCAACCAUAUCCUACCUUAACAGUGCAUGAAUAAGUGCUUGCAAACCCUUCACUUUCUUUUCAAUCAGUAUAUAUUUAGGAAUUUUCUUACUGAUAAACAAAAAAAAAAAA
Micropterus salmoides (largemouth bass) is the source of this 6901-nucleotide messenger RNA. Its product is annotated as FERM domain-containing protein 5-like. Lineage: Eukaryota; Metazoa; Chordata; Actinopteri; Centrarchiformes; Centrarchidae. The record is from RefSeq and is a predicted model, not a curated record. The coding region runs from base 1651 to 3375 and encodes 574 amino acids. Gene Ontology annotation, molecular function: cytoskeletal protein binding. The transcript has 14 exons. Gene Ontology annotation, cellular component: cytoskeleton.